This is a messenger RNA of Emiliania huxleyi CCMP1516, 601 nucleotides long. RefSeq lists its product as hypothetical. The record is from RefSeq and is a predicted model, not a curated record. The transcript has a single exon. Lineage: Eukaryota; Haptophyta; Isochrysidales; Noelaerhabdaceae. The annotation marks the transcript as partial.
CGACGCCCUCUGCUUCCCGGCGCAGCACCUCCCGGCCGUGACGCGCUACACGCUGCCGCCCGUGGUGCAGCGCGCCGGCUGCAGCGAUUGCGACUACUUGGCGAUGCGGCGCAUGCUCGCCGCCCGCACGUCGUCGUACAACGAGUGCACCGCGAAGGACGCGGCGGAGUGGCUGCGCGGGCUCGAGCAGGCUGACGCCGUCAAGCACGCGUGGGGCGUCGUCGUCGUCGACGCCAUCAACCGCCCGCCCCACGCGGCGACGCGGCUCGCCAUCAUGGAGGGCACGUUCGACCACGACUCCUUUGCCGCGUUCCUGCGGGCGACGCCCGGCGUGGCCGUGCCCUAUUGUGGGGCGCAUGGGCCGCCGCGGUCCGCGGCGGACGAUGCGCCGAUGCCGGGCGCGCCACCGGGCGCGCCGAUGCCGGGCGCGCCGAUGACGGACGCGCCAAUCCCGGGCGAGCCGCCGGCCCCGGCGGCGGCGGAGGAUGCGCCGAUGCCGGGCGGCGGGCAGGACGCGCACCGUAACGGCUGCGCGUGCCCCGGGGGCUGCCCGGGCGUCCCCUCGUUCCUCCCGUUGAAUCCGUGCUGCGAGUGCGAGUAG